CAGCACUCAGUGCCCGUGGCCCAUGGGCAAAAGAAAGCCCAAAAGAAAAGUGAAAUUGAAGGAGGGAGGUUUUGAAGCGCCAUUCAGAAACCUGAACCCUUCCUCCUUACGCAGCAAUGGCGGGUGGCGACGACGGCGGCGGGAAAAUUGACGGAGGAACUGUCAUCGAGAACAUUGCCGUCGAAGGAAUCGGAAACGGAAAGCCACCGUCUCCGACGGAGGAACCUACUCAUCCACCUGCUCCUGCAGCGCUCUCCAAAAGCGCGCAGAAGAAGCUGUUGAAGCAGCAGAGGUACGAGGCGAAGAAGGCCGAGAAGAAGGCGCAGGCGAAGGAGCAGAAGAAGAAGGAAGUUGAGCGGAAGCGAAAGGAAUGGGAGGAAGCGCUGGCGGCGGUGCCGGAGGAAGAGAGGUUGAAGUUGUUAGAGUCGAGGAAGGCAUUGAGGAAGGAGAGAAUGGAGCAGAGAUCGGAGGAAAAGAAUGCCAAGUUCGAGCGGCUGAGCAGGGCGAGAGAACAAGGGCAGAAGAUCGUCAUUGAUCUUGAGUUCUCCGAUCUCAUGACGACGUCGGAGAUUCACAGCCUAGUUCAGCAGAUAAUGUACUGCUAUGCUGUCAAUGGAAAAUGUGAAACACCUGGGCAUCUAUGGUUAACGGGUUGCCUGGGGGAGAUGGAAACCCAGCUGAGAACACUACCCGGGUUCGACAAGUGGAUAAUCGAGAAGGAAGCUCGAUCAUACAUCGUAGCAUUUGAAGGUCAGAAGGAGAACCUGGUGUACCUCACAGCAGAUGCUGAAACCGUGCUAGAUGAACUUGAUGCAAGCAAAGUAUACAUCGUUGGCGGGUUGGUCGACAGGAAUCGGUUUAAAGGGAUAACCUUGAAGAAAGCAGAGGAGCAAGGGAUCCAGACUGCAAAACUCCCCAUCGGCAACUUCUUGAAGAUGUCUAGCUCUCAGGUGCUUACUGUGAACCAAGUCAUGGAAAUUCUGCUCAAGUACUUGGAAACUAGGGAUUGGAAGGAGGCCUUCUUCCAAGUGAUUCCACAGAGGAAAAGAUGCGAAGCUGAUCCGGCAGGCGAUGGGGAAGUAGAAGAGGAAGGAGAUGAACAGCCAUCUGAGAGUAAGAGGAAGUGUACUGAGGUUCCUAGUAGCUAGUAAGAAUCCCCAAUCUUUAUGGCUCCUCUCAUGAAUUAACUCUGAAAUCCUGA
Messenger RNA from Linum trigynum, 1201 nucleotides. Lineage: Eukaryota; Viridiplantae; Streptophyta; Magnoliopsida; Malpighiales; Linaceae. The record is from the annotation of a GenBank genome assembly.